Messenger RNA from Dermacentor andersoni, 10876 nucleotides. Lineage: Eukaryota; Metazoa; Arthropoda; Arachnida; Ixodida; Ixodidae. The record is from RefSeq and is a predicted model, not a curated record.
GCACCACUAAUGGCGCGCUAGUGCUCCCGCGCACUUAGACAUUAAAGUCAUAGUUUUUAUAUGUUACUCCAGCAAACAAUAAGUACACUUGUAUACAACGUAAUAUAUAUUGACAGCUAGCGAAACAGUUUUAUAAAGUUCUGUCCACAAAAACGAAACAAAAAAAUAGAUGUACGGCGGCAUGACCGAAUGCACGUAGGCGCACGUGUGCCAGUCUUGUGGGUGUGAAUGCACUUUGAGCGCGUGCGUAUCUGUUGCCCAUGCUGUUGCCCAUGUGUUAGUCACGAGGUACUGGUUUGUUUUGUUUUACCUGUGGGCAUGCGCUCGUGCAAGGCGGACUUUAACUGUAUCAACGCAACGCUAGUUAAAGAGUGCAUCAGAGUUGUCAUUGAAGUGACUUUUUCGGGUCACUAAUUCAUCUGUCACCGAACGACCUUUAAAUCCCGAAAGCUCACGAAAUGGCAACAGUCGUCGUUCUCGGCGGUGGAAUCAGUGGCCUCACCACGGCAUACUACCUUUCCACUCUUGGGAAGGAAGCCGUGAAAAAAAUCUUGCUCAUAGAAAGGACUGGGCGCCUGGGUGGUUGGAUUCGGUCCACUGCACUACCUGAUGGGACAGUAUAUGAACAUGGGCCUAGUUCAUUGCGUGCUGGAGGUAACUCAGGACGAAACGCCUUACAGUUGGCUCAGGACCUGGGAUUGUCUGAGCAUGUGCUGGCAGUGCCUAUCUCCUCAUCAGCAGGGCAAGAGCGAUUGGUGCUGAACAAGGGCCGCCUGUCCCCACUGCCUAGCACCUUCAAGGAGAUGCUGUGGCCUGGUCAAAUGUUCCGCAUGCCCCUGCUGCUGCCUCUUCUGAAGGACCUAUUCUUUGCCGGCCGCCCUAGUAUAGGCAGCGACCAGAGUGUUCAUGAUUUCAUGCAGAAGCGCUUCAACAAAGAAGUUGCCGACUACAUUAUGGAUCCUGUGACACGCAGCCUCUGUGCUGGCUGCUCGAAGGAGAUCAGCUUCAGAUCACUGCUGCCUAAUGUGUUUGAGGGUGCCAUAAUGCAUGGCUCGUUGGUCAAGGCUCAGAUAAAGCAGACCAAUGAGGCCCAGCAUACUGUCAACAUGCUGAAAAUGGAGGAAGGUGGUGCUGACAGCUUGGCUGCCCGCUCGAUCGGAUGGUCCGUGUGGAGUCUACGCCGUGGCCUGCAGCAGCUGUGUGACACUCUCGCAGAAAAGCUGGAUGCAGCACCCAACGUCCAUGUGUAUGUCAAUGAAGCCAAUGUGUCAUUGAAACCAAGUUCUGAGGGCCGAGUCUUGGUGUCAUUUGCAGAGUUAGCAAUGCCUGUGGAUCACAUCUUCAGCUGCAUUCCAGCACGAAAGCUGUCCCAACUACUAAUCCAUGAUUGGCCAGAACUUGCUCAGUCUCUUCUGUCUAUACCGUCUGUCCACAUAGCAACUGUCAACUUGGAGUUCAAGGGUCAGUUGCUUUCCCAUAAGUUCUCAGGGAUCAUGGUUCCUUCCUUUGAAGUUCCUCACUUGCUCAACAUCACCUUUGACUCCUGCUGCUUUCCUGAGCACGAUGGCCAGUAUGACACGAAGACCCGCAUCACGGUUCUGAUGGGGGGCCGCUGGUUUAAGCAAGCUUUUGGAGAAGUGGACAGUGCUGACCCAGAUGUCAUAUUGGAAGCUGCUAAGGAUGCUGUCAGGACGUAUCUUCACAUUGAUGAGCCACCUGUCAGGCACCAUGUGAACGUGCUCAAGGAAUGUGUUCCACAGUACCUGGUCGGCCAUCUCGAACGUAUGUCGAAGAUUUGCGAGUCUAUCACCAAUCUCAAGCUGCCUUUGACCCUACUCGGAUCAUCCUAUCGAGGACCAUCCGCCAACGAGUGCAUCUACCAUGCAAAGCAAGGUGUUCAGGAGUAUCUAGAAACUCUACGUGUGUAGUUGACGUUCGUGUCACAUUCUAGUAUGUUGACUGCAACCACUGCAGCAGUGUGUUGUCUACUGCACUUUUUGGCAGGAAGCUGAAAUAUUAGUAUCAUCUAUGAUGUGUUUUAUAGAGUACUAUACAAAUGCUAUACGGCAGGGGUUGCAAAUAUUUUUGACAUGGUGGAAGCUAAUAAUAAUAGGUUUUCAAUCCAGUGGGCAGCCCUGCAUUCUUCUUCCAUGUCUGGCCUCUCACACCUACCUCCUUAACGUGCACAAGAGUACAAGUGCACGAUGACUGGGUAACUUAAACUGGCUAGUGGCAGAGGUCACGGGGCUAACAUAAUUGUGAAUAGUCACUUUGGUGAAUAGGUCAAUCUCGCUGUUUGAUUUUCCAGCUGUGCAAUUGGAGCCGCAAAGCAAGCUGCUGAACCAAUUAUAGUGGUGCAUUGGAGCAGGACAACAAAAGGUCUCAGUGCUUUCAUAUACUGAGGAACUUGCUAUUUCAAUGAGAGUGGCACCCAACUUGCUUGCUGCUUGCAAAGGUUUCAUACUUUUCACCACUGUUCAAAUACAAGGCAAAAAUUGUUACACGAUUGGUAUAAUUCUUGUUUUAAAAAAAAAACAGUAUGUUUGGUCUGCAAUUUAGAGAUAGGUUUUGAGGCCUCUGCUGUGGUGAUUGAAAUGUUGUGAACAAGCUACUGCAGUUGUCAUCAGAGCAAAGGCUGUAUAGCUCUUGUAAAAUAUGUCAACACGUGGGGCACACAGCUCUGUAAUUUCAUCCGUAUGCGUCGGCGUCAAAAAUGGGGCUAGACGGGCCAGUUCAGGCAUUGCGCAGAUGCUUGUGCCUUUACAAGGGGGUUUUGCUCCACCUUCACUAGUCACAUAAUGCAUCGCCAUACGCUUUCUAUCGGUUCACAGUGAAGUGAAAGCAACAAUUUCAAUGACUGUGUGGCUGCGUGGCCAACUUGGAGGAAUCUAUUCACAGAGCAAUCGCGAAGAUCAUUAGGUGACUGUAGUAGUUGUAGAGUGACAGAAAUUUCAUUGUCAUGUGGUGAAAAUUUCAGCUUGUGAAAUAGCCUUUAGGGCGCCUGCUUGUUUAUUUUCAUACUCUAAUAUCACUUGAAGGGUUGAGGCAAAAGAAUGCAGUAGAUAUGCUGCUCACUGAAAGGUCACUGGGAAGGCUGAUUAAGCUGGCAUUGUAGCCAUGGGGGAAGGGUUUUGGAAGAGAGUGGGAGCUCAAGCUGCUUAAGGUGCCUGCUGAAAUCCGUUUUGGGAAGCCCUGCUUUAAAUAAUACUCCCUUUUAGGCUAACAAGCCUAAUUAACAGGCCAAAUAUAUUUCCAAUGUCCCUUCAAGUUAGUCCUAAAGAAAAUAUACUGUACACAUCCAAAUAAUGAACAUGGAUAUGACGAAGUAAAUCUAAAAUGUUUCUCACAAUUAUCUCCAUGCAACUAUUAUAUGCUUAUAGCGAAUAUUGAAUAUAACAACAGUAUUUUUGUGUCAUAUGCAACUUCAUUAUAAUGAUGUUUCAGUUAUUGUUAUUGCUUUGGAUGUGAUGAACCAAUGUUCAGCUGAAUUUUUCUUUGGACGAAGAUAUUUCCUGUGUAUCUUCAAGCAAGUCUCAGAGGGAGUUUACUGUACCAUAUUGUAAUGCUUUUGAGAAAAGUAUUUGUGGCACACCAGGGUAAUGGUUUUGUGGUGGGCAUAAGUGCAGUUUUCUUUUUUUUUAAAGAGUGCUUCAGAAAGCUGGAAAUAUGCUUGCCAUGAAAUAUCAGAAAGGCUGUCGAAAAGGCAGCUUGAAUAAUGAAUAUUUUAGUUACAAAAUCCAGGGGCCAUUGUGUUGGUCUGGUAAUGUGAAAGGUUUCUUACUGUACUGCACAACAUGUGGUGUUUGCAGUCAUUCAUAUAGCAGAAGAGAUUUAUCUACAUGCGUGUUGUAACACAAGUGUGCAAAAUGAACACUGCUAAUUGCAAAAGAUUUAAAGGUACACUUCGAGAGCAGAUUUUUCUUACUUUUCAACAUUGUGGUGAAACUUGUGUGAAACUAAAAUGUUUUGUGCCACAGAAACAACAUACUAGGCCAAGAACUUAUGCCUGGUUGGUCAGUUUAGUGUGAUAAAUGCAGGCCAUGCUUCUUUGUGAGUACACCUGGCUGAUCUUAGCUAUACUGUUGACGUAAAGUGAAAUGAAAACACAGGGAAUGUGGGAGAUGGAAAUUCAAGACAACGAGCAAAACGAGAACAAGGUAAAAGUGGGAGCCAAUGUUUUGACAAGUGGACUUGUCUUUUUCAAGGUGACAUAUGCUUAUGCUUCCAGGCGACAUGUGCUCAAGACGACGUAAGCAUAUGUCGCCUUGAAAAAGACAAGACCACUGAUGAUUAUUGUGGUGUAUGAAUGACUGUGAAUCAGGCUUGAACAAUGAUUUCUCAGGUUACAUCAUGUGUUAUAACAGCUAUGUUGUAUUUCUACAGUGCAUGCUCAAGAAGGCUUCUUUAGGAGCUUUUGUUUAGCUAUUCUUGUUCAUAUUUCAGUUUGUGUUGAUGCUGUUAGCCAAGAUGAGGGUUGUUGUGGUAGUUUCUAUGUUGCGUUUGUAAGAGUUGUUCUUAGGAUAUUUUUCCAUGAAGCAAUUUCUCUUACACUUAGUGAAAACAGCUUUUGCUGACUUAUAUGCAGUUGCAGUUGAAGCAAAAUUGAGUAAUGUGGUUGAAGUAAGAGGAUUGUGAACAGUCAUGCCAUAUUAUACGUACUGGACAUUUGUGUAUGUGUGUGUCUUGUUUGGACAGGUCUAAGUUUUUUAGUGCAUUUUCUGUCCCUCAUUGAGUAUGCAUACUAGGGGACCUGGCACCCAUUUGUCUUCCGAUGCACAUAAGAGUUGAGUGUCAUGUUAUCUUCAGCAUGCACAAUGUAGACAUAGUGAUGCCUUCAGCUGAGAUACAUACCAGUGACCUGGCUAAAAUACCAAUAUUGAUUUUGUAUUGGAUUUGUCUUUUAUACUCUGGUCAUUAAGUGCCAUAAUGUAUGAUAUUUAGUAGUGCUUUGCCGCACAGCUGUUGACAGGGAAGUUUGAUUGUGUGGCCAGUAGUAUAAGGCUGCAUUAUGCUGUGAUUAAUUCAAGUGCUGUGAAAUCUCACUGAAGAGCAUUUACUACUUCAUUUAGGAGCCUAAAUGCAACAGUAAAUGUAGCUUUUAGCAUACAGGCAAACCCAGUUUUAUUAGAAAAUGCGCCAGUGUUUGUUCUGCCCAUACUGUGUGUAUUGAAUACUGUUAACACAUUCUGUAGCUUUGCAGGUGUCUGCUAUUCAGUGUUCUUAAUAUUUCUUCAUUGGCAACCAUAUUGACCAUAUCUCUAAUGAAUUUUUAGUGUGGCAUCGUGUGGCAUGAUACCAUGAUAACCAUGCUCUAAACACUACCAAAUGUUUUCUAUGUGGUUACUUAUUAUAGUGGCUGCCCUGCAGUGUGCAUCUUGCAUGUAGUAAGAGCAUGACGAUCCUGCAGCAUGAUAUGAAUUUCAUGAUUCUGUUUGAUGACAGUCAAAAUAUCUCGUAAGUAUGUUCUGUGUAGUUGCUACAUGAUAGUACUAGAAACACUGUAUUAGAUUGUAGGUUGCAAAUUCACGUACUGUGAACCACAUGUAUCUUUGUGGUUCUCAUGUGCAGAUUUUAUAGCCCUCUUAGGCUAGCAUUCUCUCCUACCCUUCCAUCUAAGUUGCCGAGGGUUUAGGCAGCUCUCUUUUGUGUGAACUCUCCCCUGCCUUGGCCCCUCUUCGUAUGUACUAUGCUCUGUGCUCUGCGAAUUUAACCUCCUGACUGUACUUAAGAAACAUGCAAAUGCUCUCAUCAAAAGAAUGAGACAUGUAUGUUUGAAGUACAACUGACUUAAGGGAUCGAAAAGAUAAUCACAACAGGCUGGAUAAUUAUUAUAAUGUGCCUGGACGUGUAGCAUCAAUAGUACACAAUAGGAAGUGCACUUACAGAAAUGCAGGGAGUGUUUCCCUUCAGUUGCUCUUAAGUGCCAUCUUGUAGAAUCUGUGUAGUACUUCUGGAAAGCUGGUUUUGAGAAUUGAUUAAUUUAGCAUUCGUAACAUGUUAUAGUGCACUAAUGGAGACAGAAUCAAUAAUUUUGCUAGCACCAUGCUUCGGGUUUUGCUUACUGUUACUGAAUAAGACGCAAAAUAAAUUAGCAAGAAAAAGAAAAGCACUUGCAAAAAAGACUAUUGAUGCUUGGUGCAGUAUUGCAUGUACAUCUUUACCUGUAAUAAUGUGUCAUGCAAGCUUAUUUCAUUUGUGUAAUGUUGAGUGCAAAGUGGCACCUAACUUUAUUAUACUAUCUUGUGUGUGCCAAUUAUUUUUUAUGCCUUACACAGUAAAUGGUCUCGCUGCAUGCACAUGUGUGGCUUUGAUUGUGCCACAUAUGCAUAUGCAAAGUGCUUUAUUUACUAGUUGUAAACAAAGCAAGAGCAAGUUGAUCAGAGAAUACUUAUACAAAACUUAAGCUUUAUACACAAAGCCAUAUGCAUAGAAUGCACACAGAUAUAAUGAGCUAUUAGGUGUAAUGAAAUAAGUCUAAAAUGUUUCUCUUCAUUAUUAGUGUGUAAUGAAUAUAUACUUGAAACGAAUAUCAUAUGUAACAAAGGUAUUUUUGUGUUGGAUGACAUCUCAUUAUAAUGGUGUACAAGCGCGAAACUUGGUGCUGAUGUCUGCAGGUAUCCCAUUAGUCAGUGCAUAAAUGAUCAGAAAUACACAUUGUACAAUUUGGUAGCGUGACCUUCAAAUGUUCUUGUUACUUAUAACUGUUUUAAGCUUAAAGGGCCCCUCAAACGUUUCAGACAAAUUUUGUAGAUGCGUAGGGUACAGCUUAAGUAGAACAUUCGCACCACAAUAUAAGUGAAGCAUUAUGUAUUAAUGGAGCUACAAGCGAUUACAAGUUACCCUCCUCCCUAGCCAUGCUUUUCCUUCUCAACUCGUUCGCCAAGCGAUCGAGGCUAAGGUCCGCCUUCACUGGUUCUGCGUCAUGAUGUGAUGUCACAUCGUCCACUUCCGGUUGUUUUGGAGCCCGCCCCUGCCCGCGCGAAACCCCUCCGCUAGCUGCUUGGCCGUCGACCCCAAGCGAGAGCUAUCGAAGCAGCGUGCUUUGCGAGCAUUCUGUCGUAGCACUGCAUGUGUCUGGUAUUCCGGUAAUCACCCUCUAGCUGAAGUUUCGACGGAAUGGUGGAGCCAUAAACUCAAGCUCAUGAAGGAACUUCAGCGUAGAUGUACGUGACCUACCUGAUUGGCCUCCCCGGUCCAACCACCCGUUGGCACGGAGCUUAACCAGCCAAAGAAAGAGGUAGUAUUGCUCUAACCAAGUGUAAACACUUUAAACAUAUACAAAAACAAAGUGUUAACGAUUACACUCCUGCAAAAAAUUUACACCAGCAGCAAAGAAGAAUACAUUUUGUUACUGCUACUGUGUGUGGUUGAGCUCUAUGCCACCAGGUGGCUGCACCGUGCAGACCAUUCACAUUUGCACUUCUGUUCAUCCCCUGAAACGACACGCAAGGGGACACAGCCUUGCGUUUACCCUAAUACCGGACUCGCGAAACGCUAUUGCGUUAGUAAUCUUCCCGUGUAAAGCAGCGGCCGCAAUCGCGCAAAUCCCGGCGCUGAUCGGAUAGCGGCAGUCCGAUGCGCUGCAGCCAGUUCGCUCGUCUACUGGCUUGCAGAGGGAUACAAUGUCGCAGCUUGACAUAUUGCCAGUCGCCACGUUUGCAGUCCACAACGCAACAAAGUUGAAUCAUAGCGCUCGCGAAAAGACAGACCGACACUGACGGCGGAGCUCUCGUCGAAGACGGAGCACGUUGUAACACAAGCAGACGACACUUGCUGUGUGCCGGAAGUGCUUAAGUGUACUGAAAAAUUGGUCUUGUGCAUUCUGUUUAUGUUAACUUUUUUUAAAUAAAAACAGAUUAACUAACAUUGCAACUAUUACGAACACCAUUUGUUUACCAUAAAGUUGGAAAAAAUUAUCUAUCACGUGCCCUGGUCAGCCAAUCGGAUAGCCCGCCCCACUGACGUCAUAUGGGUGAUUUCCGUCAUAUGGGUAGGGGCGGCUUAAAAUUCCACCAAGCAGUGUGCUGCGAUCGGCAGUGAAGUGCAUUUUUAAAACCUUAUAAUAAAUUACAUGCUUUACACGGAGCACUUAGAUGUGUCAAUUAAUGACCAGAAGGACCUACUCUAAUGACUCAGUGCAUUUGUAGAAAAUCGUCAAAAUUGUUUCAGGGUCCCUUUAAACAGCUUAAACACCAUUGAGAUCCUUUAUGUUUGCUUUCAACUGCACUUAGCAUACAAUGGCAGCAGAUCCCUUUACAUCACUUCCAAAAAUCUGUGAGUGCUUUCAACUGUUUUAUUACAAUAAGCAAUCAUGAGCUGAAAAAGAGCUUUCAUUGAUCCUUCUGUAGUAUAAGCUGCAUGGGGAUCUGGUACCCUUUGAAAGGGUGCAAAAGGAUCGUGGGGACGCCGUGAAAAGCAAAAGAAUACAAUGCAUGGCAAGAUUCCGACUGGAAAUGUAUGGAUAGGUACUUUUAUAUGCUCAGGUUACAGUCAUAACAUAUGUUGUGUAGCCGUUUGUUAAGAGAAAAGCAAUUAGGCAAUCUUAUUACUAAGGGGUUUGCAACUGGUUCUGUGUUGGUUGAAUUGUUACCAAGGUAGACAAUUGUCCUGAGAGUGUCCCUUGAAAAGUACUUUGCUGUGUUUGAUUAUUACAUGAUAUGUUUUAUGGUCUUUGGUGAGCAUAGGCAAAGAAAACAGUCCAUCUUGAUGCCCUUUAAUAAAAUCUGUGGGUUGUGAAGUGGUGAGAUCCAGUGCUUACGAUCAUUGCCAUGUGGUGGUUGUAGUGUUGUAGUGCUAGGCCAUCUUACAGCAGUGUUUUAAGGAAGCUGGCAUGAGAUGUUAUGAUCUGAGCAGACAAACCAUCAGCAGUCUUUACUUUGUCAUUACUGUUGCGGAAGCUCACGUUUUCUUUUAUGCUGAUGAUAAUGAUCAUCAUCAUCUGCCUAAUUUAUGUCCACUGCAGGACAAAGGACUCUCCCUGCGAUCUCCAGUUACCUCUGUCCUGUACCAACUGAUUCCAACUUGCACCUGCAAAUUUUUCAAUUUCAUCAUGCCACCUAUUCUUCUGUCAUUCUCAACUGCACUUCCCUUCUCUUGACACCCAUUCUGUAACCCUAAUUGUCCACCGGUUAUCCAACCAAUGCAUUACAUGGCCUGCCCAGCUACAAUUUUUUCUCUUAAUGUCAAUUAGAAUAUUGGCUAUCCCCGUUUUUUCUCUGAUCCACACCACUCUCUUCCUGUCUCUUAAAGUUACGCCUAAUAUUCUUUGUUCCAUCACUCUUUGCGUGGUCUUUAACUUGUGUUGCCUCAACUUAACUUGUGUUGUCUUUAACAAGCGUUGCCCUUAUUCUGUUGGAAACUUUCUGAAUGUUUUAUACAGUAUGUACUGAAAGUAGCCUAAUGGGUCUAUAAUUUUUCAAUUCUUUAACAUCUCCCUUUUUGUGGAUUAGUAUAAUGUUGGCAUUCUUCCAGUUCUCUGGGAUAGUUGAAGUCGUGAGACAUUUCAUAUAAAGGGCUGCAAGCUUUUCAAGCAUGAUGCCUCCUCUAUCUUUGAUUACAUCAACUGUUAGUCUGUCUUCUGUUGCUUUUCCGCAUUCCAUGUCUUGCAAAGCCCUUCUAACUUUAUUGCUAGCUAUAAGAGGAGCCUCUGUAACCUGUUCAUUACUACUUCGAACAGGUUACUGAGGCUGAUAGUUAUAUGGUAGUGCUAUUAUUGCUCACACCUGUAAAGGUAUGCAAGCAUGCAGGUCUUCUUUCGUAGGGGUCAUGUUAUGUAGGAUAUACCGUUUGUCUUUAGAAGUAUCGGUAUAACUAAAGUAAUGGUAUUAAUAUCCUUGCAGACAUAAUUAGCGUGUAUAUGACUAUGAGUACAGCAUAACUGCAAAAGGGGUAGUGUAGUGCUUGAGUUAUAAUGUAGAGUGUGAUACAAAUCUUAUUUUUCUGCAGAUUGAACCCUGCUGCAUGUGAAAUGGUUAUGAGACCUUUUAUUUUACUGUAUAGAAGAGGAGAAAAUGCUUGUUUAUAUCAGCUUUUCACUUAGAUUUCAUGUACUGUUGACUGCAAAAGUUUCUGGAACAUAAUAUUUCAAAAGAUAUUUUAAUUUUAUCACAUUUUCACCAUUCAGAGAUGAUUUGUGAUGGUCGCAUACGAAAAUUUGCACUGAAGUUUUCGCUUUUGUGAGGAUAUGUUAUUAGCCAUAAAAUUUAGCUCCUGCACUCAGAAAACUUUUGCGAUUGGGAGUACAUGAAAAAAAAGUGGGAGGAAGGGCUCAAAGAAGGAAAUUUUUCUGUGUUUUCUUGUCAUGGAAACAUCCCAGAAAGCACUAUGUAGUCAUGAAUUAUGUACUCGCAUUUAUUUCACGGGCUCAAAGAAGGAAAUAUUUCUGUGUUUUCUUGUCAUGGAAACAUCCCAGAAAGCACUAUGUAGGCAUGAAAUAUGUACUCGCAUUUAUUUCAUGUUGCAUUUGUUUUUACUGAAACAAAUGUGGUUUUGAUGACUUUACAUAAGGUCGAGUAUUUCUGCACACUGUCAAAAUGCACUGUUUGUCAACAAUGCUCGUCAUAAUUUUUCUUUGCCAUACAUUGGUAUUUUGUGCAUGCCAUUCUUCUGUAUCAUUCUUUUAUAGGUUCUUUUGCCUUUUCUAAUUUUCAGUAUAUGCCUGAAAUAUUCUGCAUAAGCACCAACCAUCCUUGGCCAUAUACAAGCUUUGUGGAGGUGAAUUUGUGGCCUUGCCAAAGCAAGUAAGUUAGAGUGUGCAGCUUUAUGAUUUUGUUGAUGCAAUUAAAGGUGUUUGGCUAUCUGGGCUAUGUUCGCCUACUGUAAGCCAUUUUGAAAUAAAGUUCAUGCAUUACAAUGUGCAUGAAAAGGCAAUUGUAUA